Topomyia yanbarensis is the source of this 769-nucleotide messenger RNA. RefSeq names its product protein lethal(2)essential for life-like. The coding region runs from base 86 to 676 and encodes 196 amino acids. Lineage: Eukaryota; Metazoa; Arthropoda; Insecta; Diptera; Culicidae. The record is from RefSeq and is a predicted model, not a curated record. Gene Ontology annotation, molecular function: protein folding chaperone. The transcript has a single exon. Gene Ontology annotation, biological process: response to heat; protein refolding.
AAAGUGCUACAGAAAACGUUAAAGUGAAAGAUUUGUAACGAGUGUUAAUUUCAAUUUACUCAGUGUAAUCCAAGCAAUAUAUACAAUGUCGCUCAUUCCGAUUUUGUUCCGUGAUUGGUGGGAUGACUGCCUGGACAGUCCGCUACGAGCCUCGCGAAUCCUGGAUCAGCAUUUUGGCACCGGAAUUACGGCUGACGAUCUUUUGACAGCACUCACAGCUUCAAGCAGAGCGAAUCGUCCCAGAGUUGGCUACGUUCGUCCAUGGCGUAAUACACAUCUGGCCUCGCGUAAUGAUUCCGGAUCCUCAGUCAACAUCACAGGUGAUAAGUUCCAAAUUAAUCUGGACGUUCAGCAGUUUUCACCGGAAGAAAUCACUGUGAAGGCGACCGACAAGUGCAUCACCGUUGAAGGCAAACACGAGGAAAAGCAAGACGAACAUGGUUUCAUCGAAAGGCAUUUUGUGCGACGAUAUAUGCUGCCAGCAGGACACGAUCAUAAUGGUAUCGUGUCCUCGUUGUCUUCGGAUGGAAUUCUAUCGAUAACUGCACCGAAAAAAGCUCUUCCACCUCCGGCUGAAGAGAAGGCUAUCCCUAUUGUGCAGACAGGACAACCGAUGAAAAAAUUACCCGAAAAGAAAGCGGCAGAGAGCGAAAAGUUGGUGGCGAAUGGCAAAUAAUAACCUUUAAACAAAUAGUUCCUCUAUAUCAAUAAUGCAUUAGCCAUAUAAGUACAAUUUCAACAAUGUGAAAAAGCAUGUUAAUAAACUAGU